AUCAUUCUUAGAUCAAGUCGUUGACCAAACUGUUUCUGUUCUUUACUGUCUUAGGAUAGUCUUCUACUUUCUUUGCUGAAAACAGGUUAUCCCAAGGGACCUUGAAAUCUUUCAAAGCCAUAAUGAAAAAGGCAUCAGUUUGGUUCCUCCUCAGCUUAGCCUAUUCUUUAUCCAGUGCAAAGAAACAAAGAGAAUGUCAUGCUCCUGCCACUUAUUCCCAAGAUGACAUCAAUAUUCUCUCCCAGGGGCUUCUACAGCUUGGAAUGGAGCUCAAGAUGCAAGUGAGCAACAGCAAAAACCACACUGGCCACCUGUUUAAACAACUGGACACGCUGAACACCUCUUUAGUCGAGCUUCUAACUCAAGUUAGCCGGCAGGAGAGAAAGGGCGAAGACCUGGAGAGGAGAGCUGAGCAGCUCGACAGGAGGAGUGAAGGCCUCCGUCAGCUGGUCGCUGAGCUCCAGCAUCAGCUGGUGGUGGGAAUACAGUGCAGAGAGAAACUCAGUGAGAGGCUGGAACUGCUGGAGCGGAAGAUGGAGGAUGCUGUGCUCCUCAAGGCAGAUGGGCUCUCCCUGACACAGGUGAUGGACGCCAUCAUGCCCUCUGUGCAAAGAGAGAGCCAAAGAACUGAUGAACUAUUUGGUGAAGUGAAAAUGCAGCAAAAACAACCACACAAACGAGAUACCCUCAUUAAAAAACUCCGGGAAAAGGUUAAAUCAAAGCCCAAACCCACAAAGGAAUCAGUGAAAACUGGAAACAAAAAGAACCCUACACACCCUUGAUGUGUAGGGUGAAGAGGACAUUCCAACUUCAAAAUCAGAAAAAGAAAAACGAAGCACAAAUCCUGUCUAGGCCACAAGUUGGAGUCCACCCAAGGCUGCCUGUCCUGGGAAAUGACACAAGAUUAGCAGGACGAACUGGGAGGCGGGGUGGGGGACAGUUAUAAGCAGCAGCUUGCCCCGUAGUAACCUCUGUACUCUGUGGGCUAGGCUGUAAUGUUUCUGUAAAUGCUGGUGCUGUAUUCUGAACUCUGGGGUCCUCUACCUCGCCCCAACAAAAAGUAAAUGCGAUUAAAUGGGCAGAGACUCAAUGUUACCAAAUUGUUUAGAAGCACUACAAUAAAUGACUGAAUAUUCUCUCUA
This is a messenger RNA of Artibeus jamaicensis (Jamaican fruit-eating bat), 1142 nucleotides long. Its product is annotated as angiopoietin-related protein 3-like. The transcript has 3 exons. The coding region runs from base 123 to 782 and encodes 219 amino acids. The record is from RefSeq and is a predicted model, not a curated record. Lineage: Eukaryota; Metazoa; Chordata; Mammalia; Chiroptera; Phyllostomidae.